Messenger RNA from Rhagoletis pomonella (apple maggot), 1520 nucleotides. RefSeq names its product jmjC domain-containing histone demethylation protein 1-like. The record is from RefSeq and is a predicted model, not a curated record. Lineage: Eukaryota; Metazoa; Arthropoda; Insecta; Diptera; Tephritidae. Gene Ontology annotation, molecular function: protein binding. Gene Ontology annotation, cellular component: SCF ubiquitin ligase complex. Gene Ontology annotation, biological process: SCF-dependent proteasomal ubiquitin-dependent protein catabolic process. Bases 370 to 1503 code for a protein of 377 amino acids. The transcript has 2 exons.
CCACGUUUAUACUAACUGACCGUAUUUUUGCAGCCCCGUCACUUUCGAGCUCGCCAAAAGUCGUCGGAGGUUCGACGUACAUCGGUUGGAGGUUCAAAUAUUGUCACAGCCGGACAUGAUCACGAUAGCAAUCAAUUGCCACCACCUAUUGGACAGUACAAUGAUUUUGUUUUCACAAGUGAAUCGGAAAUAGAGACUUGUACAGCCAAUGCUGCACACUGGAAGCACGGUGCUAAGCGGCAUCACCACCACAUUGAGGUGAAGACUGAACGCAGCUAUGAUACCUCUUCGCCCGGUAUCUCUCCCAACGCAACCAACGAUCGCAUCAAAAGGCGAAAGAGCGAUGACGGCCUGAGCUUGUGCAGCAGUAUGCAGGAUAGUGUUGAUGCGAGUGCAUCCAUGGAUUGUCACGUGAGCGCUGGCGGCAAUGGUGGUAUUAGUGGCAACAAUGGCACGCAAAUAUCGCGCAAAAAAAAUUCGAUACGCUCCCAGUUGGCUCAACAAAUGCUUAACUCAUCAACGCGAGUACUUAAGAAGCCCCAGUAUGUGGUGCGACCGGCUGGUCACUUGACGUCCGCAGGUAGCAGUUUAAGCGGUAGUCACAUGGGUGCUGCCAAUUUAGCGCUCGAUCCUACAUUGCUUAAGAUCAUAUUUCGCUAUUUGCCCCAAGAGACCCUAGUCACCUGCUGUUCAGUCUGCAAAGUAUGGUCAAAUGUGGCCGUGGAUCCUGAUCUCUGGAAGACAAUGAAUUGUGCCGAGCACAAGUUGUCUGCCUCACUGCUAACGGCGAUUGUGCGACGUCAACCGGAACACUUAAUACUUGAUUGGACACAAAUUGCCAAGCGGCAACUAGCGUGGGUGAUUGCACGUCUACCAGCACUCAAGCAUCUCUCGUUGCAGAAUUGUCCCAUUCAGGCGGUGUUAGCUCUGCACACUUGCCUCUGCCCGCCACUACAAAUACUGGAUCUGAGUUUUGUGCGCGGUCUUAACGAUGCCGCAAUUCGUGAUAUACUGUCUCCGCCGAAGGAUUCGCGACCAGGGUUAGCUGAUUCGAAGACACGUCUACGAGAUCUCAAACGACUCAAAUUGGCCGGAACGGACAUAACUGACGUGGCGCUGCGCUAUAUAACACAAGCACUGCCGAAUCUUGUGCAUUUGGAUCUUUCGUCAUGCCAACGUAUAACGGAUGCUGGAGUGGCACAAAUAGGCACAUCACCAACGGCCAUCGCAAAAUUGGUGGAAUUGAAUUUGAGUGCAUGUCGACUGGUUUCCGAGUUUUCAUUGGAACAUUUAGCUAAAUGCGAGCAAUUGAUUUGGUUGGAUUUGCGGCACGUACCGUUGGUGCCAACGCAGGCAGUGAUAAAAUUUGCAGCCGAGUCAAAACAUGAUCUCUGUGUAAAGGACGUUAAGCUGGUGGAAAAGCGGCGACCACAGAAGACGCCGCAGCCAACAACGUCAUCCAGUUUAGGUGGAAUGGGUUCAGUAAGCAGUUGGAAUGACUGAAGGAAUGAAUAUGAAAA